Messenger RNA from Suillus subaureus, 1437 nucleotides. RefSeq names its product MFS general substrate transporter. Lineage: Eukaryota; Fungi; Basidiomycota; Agaricomycetes; Boletales; Suillaceae. Gene Ontology annotation, molecular function: transmembrane transporter activity. The transcript has 8 exons. Bases 1 to 1437 code for a protein of 478 amino acids. Gene Ontology annotation, biological process: transmembrane transport. The record is from RefSeq and is a predicted model, not a curated record.
AUGUCUUCUGCAGCACCUUCAGAUUCUGACAUCGUUGUCAAUGAGCGUACCGCUCUUCUCGACGUGGGACAGCAAGGCCAGAAGAAGGCCACCCCUUUGCCAAGGCUUCAGAUUGCGAUUUUGUUGUUGGCACUGCUGGUCGAGCCAAUUGCUUCUCAAUCUAUCUAUCCCUACAUCAAUCAGCUUGUCAGUGAGUUGGACAUCACUGGCGGCGACGAGCGAAAAGUUGGGUAUUAUGCGGGGCUGAUCGAGUCUCUCUUUUUUGCCACUCAGGCACUGACCAUCUUGCAAUGGAGCCGUACUUCGGACCGCAUUGGACGUAAACCUGUUCUCUUGUUAGGAAUUUUUGGGCUCUCCCUGUCAAUGCUAUGUUUUGGGUUAUCCAGGACACUGUUGGGGCUGAUUUUUAGUCGCUGCAUCACCGGCGCCUUGAAUGGUAACAUUGGAGUCAUGAAGAGCAUGAUGGGUGAACUCACUGAUUCCACCAACAUGGCGCAAGGCUUCGCCCUGAUGCCUGUUGCGUGGUCCUUGGGUGCUACUAUUGGUCCUAUGAUCGGCGGAGCUCUAGAACACCCUCAACAACAUUUUCCUAAUAUAUUCCCUGGUGCAUUUUGGUCACAGUUCCCAUACUUCCUGCCUAGUGCCGUUGCUGCAGUAUUCACGGUCAUAUGUUUCCUGGCGAUUCUAUUCUUCUUAAAAGAGACUCUGCCUAGGCAGCGGACGCAAGAGAAAUCCGCUCUUGAUGGCGAGGCCCUCGACGUUCCAGGAAAUGCCGUCGAGGAUUCACCUGUGUCAAUCCGGUCGCUCUUCGUGCCAUCCAUACUGAUCCCUGUCACCAACUAUGGCUGCAUUGCAACUCUAGAAAUUGCUAUGUUCGCACUUCAGCCUCUCUUUUAUUCCACCCCGAUCGAACUGGGGGGGCUCGGAUUUGAUCCUAUCACUAUCGGCCUGUGGAUGGGAGCGUUCGGCAUUGUCAACGGUGUUUUGCAGACAAUGAUUUUUGCACCGUUGGUAAACAAAUUUGGUCCAAAGACCGUUUUUCGGUUUUGCGAAGGAUGUUUUAUUCCUAUCUUCGUCCUAUUCCCGAUCACCAACAUCAUUGCACGCCAACAUGGAGUCAACUGGCUUGUCUGGUUUUUACUCACGUGUUCGCUGCUACUGGGUGUUUUCAUGGAUAUGGCGUUCGGUUGUAUAUUGAUGUUCAUUACCGCAGCAGCUCCCAAUAAGCGAUCCUUAGGAGCUACCAAUGGUCUUGCGCAAAUGACGGCAUCCGUCGUUCGAGCCAUUGGCCCCGCCGCGUCCACGUCCAUGUUUGCAUACUCUGUCCAGCACAAGCUCAUGGGCGGCUAUGCGGUGUAUACCGUUUUCGUUAUCAUGGCCGUCUUUGCUGUAAGGAUAUCCGCCAAACUUCCGGGAAAUCCUGGAAAAGAGGCAUGA